UCGCGAUGAACGAGGCUUAGAUCAUCGUUAGAAAACGGAUUUGCAAAUGGAGUCAGUAGAAAUGGUCCUCCUUUGAACGGAAAAAGGUACAUCUAGCCAUGUCUGAAUCUCUGUAUGAGAAGUUUUUGGCCCCAGAGGAACCGUUCCCUCUCCUUUCCCAAAGAGCCAACCUCAGUGAUGUGGGUACCCUGGAUGUCAGUGACUUUGGUUGUCAGCUGUCAUCUUGUCACCGAACAGACCCUCUACACCGCUUCCACAGUAACAGGUGGAACCUUACUUCCUGUGGGACCAGUGUCGCCAGCUCAGAGUGCAGCGAGGAGCUCUUCUCCUCUGUGUCUGUAGGGGAUCAGGACGAGUGUUACUCCCUGCUGGAUGACCAAGAACUGACAUCUUUGGACUUGUUUCCAGAGGGCAGUGUUUGCAGUGAUGUCUCCUCCUCUAUUAGCACCUACUGGGACUGGUCUGACAGCGAGUUUGAGUGGCAGUUGCCAGGAAGCGAUAUCACCAGCGGCAGUGAUGUCCUCUCUGACAUCAUCCCGAGUGUGCCAAGUUCACCCUGUUUGUUUUCCAAGAGGAAGCCAAAGCCCCACCCUCAUCGUAACCUGGAUGAACUACCUUGGAGUGCCAUGACCAACGAUGAGCAAGUGGAGUACAUUGAGUACCUGAGCCGGAAGGUCAGCACAGAGAUGGGCCUCAGAGAGCAGCUGGACAUCAUCAAAAUCAUCGACCCAUGUGCUCAAAUCUCUCCCACUGACAGCGAGUUCAUCAUUGAGCUCAACUGCCUCACCGAUGAGAAACUCAAGCAGGUACGCAACUACAUCCGAGAACACGGCCCCAGGCAGCGCGCGAGCAGCACCAGAGAGGGCUGGAAGAGAAGCAGCCACAGCAGCGCCAGCACCGGCGGUGUCAGUGGAGUCAGCAGCAGUAAUGCCAGCAUGGUCAGCUCUGCUAGCUCCUCUACUGGUUCCACAGCCUCCAACUCUGCAGCAGGUGGUACAGCCUCAGCCUGUAGUGGCAGCAGUGUUACCAACAUUAGCAGAGCUCACAGCGAUGGCAACCUUUCCAGUGCUGCAGAACGUAUACGAGACUCUAAAAAACGUUCAAAGCAGCGUAAGCUUCAGCAGAAAGCCCUCCGGAAGCGGCAGCUUAAAGAGCAACGACAGGCUCGCAAGGAGCGUCUGAGCGGACUGUUUCUGAACGAGGAGGUGCUAUCGCUACAAGUGACGGAGGAGGACGGCCACGGUGAUGACCUGGACAUACUGAUGUGACACCAGUGAAUCAGUCAGUGCUCCCUCUACGCCUGCUCUCUCACCACCCAGCCAAUACCAUAAAGUUUAGAGACUGCACUAAUCCAGAUCAUUGCAUGCAGUAGCUCUGAAUUGGCCGAUAUGCUCAUAAUGCAUUUUGCAGAGUCUGGUCAUAAUAGCUUCUUCUAGCCUUCUUCUAGUUUGACAAAUUGUUUGCUAAUACCACUGUAGCACUGUUAAUGCUAAAACUGCUAGCUGUUGCAGUCACUACUCAGUGAGCUAUGGUAACUAAAAUCCUGCUACUGCUAUCAUUAGAUCCUGACCUCAGUAUAUCCUGCAGAUAGCAGGUGCUAAUGCUGCAAUAGUUUAGAAGCUUGCAGAUACCACUAUGGCUGUUAUUUUAGCUUAAUGCAGCAAAUAAGAGGAUUGCUUAUAGAUGCUGUAAUAGCAUAUCUGUACUGCUACAAAUACAGCCAUGACUGGCAGAAGGACAGAUCAGUAAGAGAAGUGGAGUUUGGCCAUAUUGUGUUGAUACUGCUCUGAAUUCAGGUGAUGGCAACAAGUUUAUUUUUUCAUAACACUAAAGGGGAAACUACAUGUUGGCGAGCACACUGCAGCAAAUACUUGAAUAAAUACCUCAAGUUAUACAGUCAGCAUGACAUGAGUGUGAAGUAUCAUCACUUUUAGCAUGACAGUAAAUUUACUGCGAGUAUGAGUGGCCUCCUCACAGUCUUAAGACUGAACCCUCACAAUGAUUAAAGAGUUCUCUAAAUGAUGAAUAUUUGCCUAAUUCGGAGUUGAGGACUACAUUCCCUGGGAGUUUGGUGUCACUCCUGAUAAUCAUCGUCCCAAACUAACAGCUAACUAAUUCCAAGUGACAGGGUUCCCAAUGUGGAAGGAAGCGAGCUGACCUGUCUUUCUCUCAGAGCGCUGUGGUCUCAUUUCACUCUCAAGGCUUAGAGGGAGCACUGAAACACUGCAUGUCUAAAUUGUGAGUUCCUGUGCUGUUCACUAGCCAGCAACUUGCUUCAUUAUGUGCAUCAACCUGCUAAAAUAGAUUGUGUUGUAAAUAACAUCAUAUUUACUGCAUAUUGCUUUCAGGUUUUUCUGGGUGAUAAAGGUUUGAAUUAAUGUUUUAUUCCCCUGUGAGCGUGUGUAUAUAUUAUAGUAUUUGGCCAUCACAACUUUAAUGCUGUAAAUUGCGACUGUUUUGCAAAAGCUAUAAACUUUUUUUGAUGAAUUUACUUGUGUUUUGUUAGUACUUGAGCUUGGUCUUUGUCUCAGACAUCUUUUGAACUCUGUCAUAGCUUCUUUUUCUCUGUGAGCACUCCUACUUUAUUUGUGCCUGAGACACUCAAAUAAUCAUUAGGUCUCUAUCAUUCAUUUUUGUGUACAGUUUUGAAUGACUUCACCAUCAUGACAGUUGCGAGAAUCUGAGCAUUGAUUACGUUUUUACAGAUCACUGUCCUGCACUGUAUGGCUGAUUUGGCUUUGGUGCUGGUUUCAGCAUGUGUAACCAGUAUUUAGCCAUUACCUCAGAAGUGUUUGUUUUACUCUGAAAAAUUUUACAUCUAAAACAAAGUGUUAAUGAAGCAGUAACAAGUCAAAAACAGAUCUUUAGGGAACUUUAGCUACACCAUCACUUUCAUAUUUAUAGCAGCCUGAGAUAUUUUUUUGGUUUGUGUUUUUCCCACUGCUCAGCUGUAACAUGAGCCACUGUAGUUACUGGCCUAACAGCCUGCUGUCCUUUAUGUAUGGAGCUUUGGCUCUUGUCUCUGUCUCAUGUAUAAAGUUAAAAUUAAAUACAGCAAAUAUGUUGGAAGCAGCUUCAUGUAUUCUGUAGUAACGGAUUAGUAAAAAUCUAUUUUGAAAAAUAAGAUGAUUUUGAAAAAGAAGAUUCAAAAUAAGCCACAAUCUGAUGCAGCAAAGUUAUUUGUGUAUAUAAUGUGAUGUAACUGCUGAAAAUGAAUUGUAUUGAACUGAUUAAAGAGUAUUUUAAAGUGU
Molecule: messenger RNA, 3251 nt
Organism: Monopterus albus (swamp eel)
Lineage: Eukaryota; Metazoa; Chordata; Actinopteri; Synbranchiformes; Synbranchidae
Gene: fam199x
Product: family with sequence similarity 199, X-linked
Exons: 8
Coding region: 99-1268 (389 amino acids)
Source: RefSeq, a predicted model, not a curated record